GCAUCACCUCCUGCCACGGCGAAUUCGUCUCCCUCUCUCUCUCUCUCUCUCUCUUCAGUCUUCUCUGAACUGUGAGCGGAACGCAAAUCCAAAAUAUAAGCAACAAAUAUGUAUCGAUUGGCGGCGAGGCGGCUGCUCCUCCUACCACGCCCGCAAACCUCCCACCUUCGAACCCUAUUAGCACCGAACCCACCGAGUUGUUUUUCUUCCACUUCGGCAUCUUCUUCUUCUUCUUCUUCUUCUUCUCAUGAGAGCCUUAAUUUCCCGCGCUCACAGCCCCCUAACGAUUCUACAUCGUCAUCGUCUUUUUCAUCGAAAUCAUCGGGGUUUCCAGAAGAAGACGCGACUCCGCGGUACGAGAAGCAGGAGACCUCGCGAGAUUCUUCACGACCGCCCCGAGCCGAAUACCAGGAUGAGCAAGCUCGCGUACUCGGCGCCUCGCUUCCUUAUGUGCCUAGGUUGGGAUGGACUGAAGCAGCUAUGAUUGCAGGAGCAAGAGAGGCUGGUGUUUCUCCUUCUAUUGUUGGUUCUUUCCCUCGGAAAGAAGCUGCACUAGUAGAGUUUUUCAUGGAUGAUUGUUUGCAAAAGCUUAUUGAUAGAAUUGACUCGGAUGAAGAAUUAAGGAACUUAAUACCUAGUGAGCGCAUUUCAAAGCUUGUGAGGAUUCGCUUAGAAAUGCAGGCUCCCUACAUAUCUAAAUGGCCUCAAGCAAUUUCCAUCCAGGCACAACCUCAGAAUAUUCCAAGAAGUUUUAAGCUACGAGCCAUGCUGGUUGAUGAGAUAUGGCAUGCUGCUGGUGAUGUGGCCACUGAUGUUGAUUGGUAUGCUAAGCGUGCUGUGCUUGGAGCAAUAUACUCAGCAACUGAGGUGUACAUGCUAACUGAUAGUUCACCAGAUUUCCGGGAUACGUGGACAUUCUUGGAUGGACGAGUUAGAGAUGCUUUUGAUCUGAAAAAGAGCAUUCAAGAGGCAAAUUAUUUAGCAGAAGCUGUUCGUGCAGGGAUGGGAAGCUCUUUGCAAGGAUUCAUGAGGAGAGUUAUGCAGGGCUAGAUAGUAACGGCUGGAUUUUUGAGUCUCACAUUUAAAGCAGUCAUCUCUUGUUGCUUGUUCUUCUUCGUGUUGAGAACAGUAAUUUCCUUAAAUGGAUGCUCUGUUAACUUGAAAUAAUAAAUGUUUUUACAACAACCUUGCUCCGAUGAUGUUACUUCCAGAUUAACUGUCUGGCACUUUGGAGUUAGGAGGUAUGCGAGAUUGGAGUUAAUGGUCAUGAAUGAUUGUGCACUUGCGCUAGAAAAUGGUUCCUUUUGGA
Rhododendron vialii is the source of this 1309-nucleotide messenger RNA. RefSeq lists its product as uncharacterized. Gene Ontology annotation, molecular function: lipid binding. Gene Ontology annotation, biological process: ubiquinone biosynthetic process. The record is from RefSeq and is a predicted model, not a curated record. Gene Ontology annotation, cellular component: mitochondrial inner membrane. The transcript is spliced from 6 exons. The coding region runs from base 109 to 1050 and encodes 313 amino acids. Lineage: Eukaryota; Viridiplantae; Streptophyta; Magnoliopsida; Ericales; Ericaceae.